AUGGGAAGAAAAAUUCAUGAAUUUAAUAUAUUGCCAAUAGAUCUAUCAUAUGCUGUUUUAGAUGAUGAAACAAAGGAAAUAACAGCAGAAAAGAGUAUUAUUAUAUCAGUAGAUGAUCUAAAGUCAAUACAUAAUCUUAACAAAAAACAAAAAGUUGCAUUCCAUACAAUAAUUGGAAAAGUAAAAGCCAAUACAUAUGUUAAUUUGGAUGAUGAAACAAAGGAAAUAACAACAGGAAAGAGUAUUAUUGUAUCAGAAGAUGAUCUAAAGUCAAUACAUAAUCUUAACAAAAAACAAAAAGUUGCAUUUGAUACAAUAAUUGGAAAAGUAAAAGCCAAUAAAAGUGGAGAGUUUUUCAUUGAUGGUCCAGGUGGUACAAGGAAAACUUUCAUAUAUAGAGCAUUGCUAGCAAUGAUUAGAUCAGAAGGACAUAUUGCAUUAGCUACCGCAACAUCAGACAUUGCUGCAUCAUUACUUCCGGGGGGGGGGGGUAGAACAACUUAUUCAAGAUUUAAAAUUCCAUUAGAUUUAACCGAUGGGUCAAAUUGUAGGAUAAGUAAGCAAUGUUCUUUAGGUAUAUUAAUUAAGACCUGUAAACUGAUUAUUUGGGAUGAAGCUCCCAUGGCUAACCGAUCGGAAGUAGAAGCUCUUAACGACUUGCUACAAGAUCUUAUGGAUUCAAGAGAAAUUUUUGGUGGGAAAGUAGUUGUACUUGUGGUGAUUUUAUACAAACAUUGCCAGUUGUUCAAAAUGGUAACAAUCAAAUACAAUCGCUGCCUGUUUGACUAA
Lactuca saligna is the source of this 789-nucleotide messenger RNA. The record is from the annotation of a GenBank genome assembly. Lineage: Eukaryota; Viridiplantae; Streptophyta; Magnoliopsida; Asterales; Asteraceae.